CCGCACCACACCUGGCGACGCGAGGCGUUUGGUGUUCCCCAGCAGGCCAAGCACGGCCACUGCAGCUCCGGCUCCGCGUCCAUGCCACUCGCUGUCACUCGCUGCCGGCGAAGAGCCCCCUGCGUUUGAUGGUGUGCGAGGACUGCGGCAUGUUCGGCAACCUGCUCGAGAGGGUCCGCGCCCUCUUCCGGCAUGGCGGCGCGGGGCCGCCGCACGGCCGCCACUUCUACCCCGCCGACGUGCUGCCCAAGCCGCCGCGGUACCCGUACGGCACCCGCGGCCGGGGCAGGGCCUUCAACGACUUGGACGGCGAGCUGGUGGACCCGAGGGCGGGCAGCGCGCUGUCCGUCGUGGCCGUGGUGAGCGUGGACCUGUGCCUGGCGGAGAACGGCGCCAUCCACAACACGGCGCGCUUCGAGCUGAUGGAGCGGCCGCGCGACGCCAGACUGGUGGUGCGGCGCGGCCAGGCCUUCGCCCUGGCGCUGGGGCUCAGCAGGCCCUUCCAGCGCCACCGGGACGCCGUCAGCUUCAUCUUCUCCGUCGCUGACUCGGACAAGAACAGCUUCGGCCAGGGCACCCUGGUGGCCGUGCCGCUGCUGGAGAAGAUCGCCGACUCGCCGGCCGAGUGGAGCGCCGUCCUGGACGCCACCGAGGGCAACUACAUCCGCGUGCUGAUCACCCCCGCCGUGACGUGUAUCGUGGGCGAGUGGAAGAUGGAGGUGGACACCAAGCUGCAGGGCGACGGCGCGCUCAGCUACUCGCUGCCCGGCGGCAUCUUCAUCCUCUUCAACCCUUGGUGCCCAGAGGACCAGGUGUACCUGUACGGCGAGGACCUGCGGCAGGAGUACGUGCUCAACGACUCGGGCCUCAUCUACCGCGGCUCCUACAACCGCAUCCGGCCCAGCGUCUGGAAGUUCGCGCAGUUCGAGCGCGACGUGCUGGAGUGCACGCUGUACCUCGCCGCCAGCGUGGGCCGCCUGUCGCCGCCCAGCCGCGCGGACCCCGUCAAGACGGCGCGGGCGCUGUCCGCCGCGGUCAACUCGCCGGACGACAACGGGGCCGUGAUGGGCAACUGGACGAGCGAGUUCGAGGGGGGCACGCCGCCCACCAAGUGGGUGGGCUCCAUGAAGAUCCUGCAGACCUUCCACAAGACCCACAAGCCCGUCAAGUACGGCCAGUGCUGGGUCUUCUCCGGCGUCCUAGGCACCCUGUGCAGGGCGCUGGGCAUCCCCUGCAGGGUCAUCACGUGCUACGCCAGCGCCCACGACACCCAGAACAGCCUGACGGUGGACUACUUCGUCAACGACGCGGGCAAGGUCAUGGAGGAGCUCAACAGUGAUUCCAUCUGGAACUUCCACGUCUGGAACGAGGUGUGGAUGCAGCGGCCCGACCUGGAGCCCGCGCCGCAGUACGCUGGCUGGCAGGUGAUCGACUCGACGCCGCAGGAGCUGAGCGACGACAUGUACCGCUGCGGCCCCGCGUCCGUGGCGGCGGUGAAGCGCGGCGAGGUGCUGCGUCCCUACGACGCCAACUUCGUGUACGCCGAGGUGAACGCCGACAAGGUGUUCUGGAAGUACGCCGGCCCCACGCAGCCCCUCAAGCUGCUGCGGAAGGACACCCUGGGCAUCGGGCUGCUCAUCAGCACCAAGGCGGUCGGCAAGUGGACGCGGGAGGACGUCACGCACACCUACAAGUACCCCGAGAAGAGCGACGAGGAGAGGUCCACGAUGCUGAAGGCGCUGGCGCAGAGCGAGUCGCUGUUCAGUCGCUACUACCUCAACGAGGACUUCAACGACCUCCAGUUCGACUUCCAGCUCCGCGACGACAUCGUCAUCGGCCAGCCCUUCUCUGUGGUGGUGCUGAUGAGGAACCGCAGCCGGCGCGAGGACUACUCCGUGACGGUGGUGCUGCGCGUGGACACGGUGCUGUACACGGGCCGCGUCAAGGAGCCCGUCAAGAAGGAGCGGUCCGCGCACAAAGUGCGCGCCGGGACGGAGGAGGAGGUGCGGCUCGACGUGUCCUGGGAGGAGUACGCGCCGCGGCUGCUGGACCAGGCCGCCUUCAACAUCGCCUGCCUCGCCACCGUCCACGAGACCGACUACGAGUACUUCGCGCAGGACGACUUCCGGGUGCGCAAGCCCGACAUCAAGAUCCAGCUCGAGAGCCCGCCCGUCACGGACCGCGAGCUGAUGGCGUCCGCGUCCCUAGUCAACCCGCUGCCCAUCGCGCUCAAGCGCGGCCAGUUCAUCAUCGAGGGCCCCGGCGUGGACAAGCAGCUCAAGAUCGACAUGGCGCAAGCCAUCCCGCCCAACGGCACCGCCACCGUGUCCUUCCGCAUGGUGCCCAGGGUGCCCGGCAAGGCCACCAUCGCCGCCAAGUUCGUGUCCAAGCAGCUGGACGACGUGGACGGCUUCCUCGAGUUCAUGGUCUCCCUCAACCCGGACACCCUGGCGUAGGCGACGCGGCGGCGCACCCAUAUACCCCUGCCAUUUUCUUGUCGUUUUAGAUGUUUAGUUGUUUAGCUCCAAUUCGUCAUUAUUUAAUUAUUCGUGUACGUAAUAGAGAGUAAGGUUUACAAACUGCGUUUGCAAUUUUUUCGAAAUGACAUUUUAUCUGCCAUUUGUUGUCACCACUGUGUUUUUUUACCUUUAUAGAUGAAUUAAGAACGUUAGAAAUAAAGUAUAAUUUAAAUAAGCUACAA
Molecule: messenger RNA, 2701 nt
Organism: Thrips palmi
Lineage: Eukaryota; Metazoa; Arthropoda; Insecta; Thysanoptera; Thripidae
Product: annulin
Exons: 14
Coding region: 129-2456 (775 amino acids)
Biological process (GO): peptide cross-linking
Molecular function (GO): protein-glutamine gamma-glutamyltransferase activity
Source: RefSeq, a predicted model, not a curated record